ACACACAUUCUCUCUCCUUUUUUAUUUUCACUUGUCUUUCAGCUUAAGUUUCUCGGUUUUCUAACCUUCGGUGCGCGUUUUCACAGCUACAAAAUCUCCCAAACCUUUAGCUUCCAUGGCGAUUCUAGAGAGAGAAACAAACAGAUAAACUAAAAACAUUGCUUCCCGCGUUUACCAUCAAAGUUCUCAUUCAUGCGUGCAAGCUACAGCCCCCUUUCCAUUUGUUUCAUCAUCUUAACCGUUUCAUCUUUAUCUCUCGCCAAUCUUCUUCUUCUCCCCAUUUCUUCAAUCUUUUUCAACACUCAUUGAAUCCCAAUCUGUUCGUUGGUUAAUUUGAAACUUUGGAACCGCAUUGGUAGAAGUUUUUAUUAGAUCUAUUUGAUUUGAAACAAUGGGAGCGCACGUUAGCAAGAGAUCUGCUGCAGCUACUACCUCUUCUGAUUCACCUGCAAUCACUUUGAAAAACACACAACAAAUCAUCACAGAGCUUAACGCAUAUGAAGCAGCUUGCAGAUCUGAUACUGAUCUGCAAUCGUUUGACGCCAUGCUACAUGCUCGAGCAAACAACGUGAUCAAUACUUUGGCUGUUGGGGUUGAAGUUCGAGCUUUAUCUUUCGAUACUUUGAAAGAAGUUACAGAGUGUUUGUUGGAAAUGAAUCAAGAAGUCGUGAAGGUGAUCUUACAUUGCAAGAAAGAUAUAUGGAAGAAUCAGGAAUUGUUCGAGUUAGUAGAAGAGUACUUCGAGAAUAGCCUUCAAACCCUCGAUUUCUGUUCUGCUUUGGAUAAAUGUUUGAAAAGAGUUCGAGAUAGCCAACUGUUGAUUCUUGUCGCUUUGCAACAUUUUGAUGACGAUGAAGGUGUGGAAGAGAACAGAUACGAAAAAACUCUCGAAGAUUUGAAGAAUUUCAAAGACGCUGGUGAUCCAUUUACUGAAGAAUUCUUCAAAAUAUUCCAUUCUGUUUACAGACAACAAAUGGUGAUGCUCGAGAAGCUACAAGCAAAGAAGACAAAGUUAGAUAAAAAGGUGAAGUAUCUUCAAACAUGGAGGAAAGUGUCUUCUGUAAUCUUCGUGGCUACUUUCGCAGCGGUGUUGAUAUGCUCUGUGGUGGCGGCAGCCAUGGCAGCACCACCGGUGGCGGCUGCUUUAGCAGCAGCCACCGCCAUCCCUCUUGGAUCAAUGGGGAAAUGGAUUAACUCCCUUUUGAAAAACUACGAGAACGCCAUUAAAGGGCAAAAGGAGAUUAUCAGUUCAAUGCAAGUUGGGGGUUUUGUGGCAAUUAGGGAUCUUGAUACGAUUCGUGUUCUUGUUGAUAGGCUUCAAAUGGAUAUAGAGGAGAUGAUGAAGAAUGCUGGCCAUGUGAUCGAAGGAGAUGAAAUGGUGAAAAUUGCAAUUGAAGAGAUUAAAUUGAAGUUGAAUUCGUUUAUGAAAAAUGUUGAUGAUUUGGGGAUGCAAGCUGAUAAUUGUAGCAGGGAUGUUAGACGAGCUAGAACUGUUGUUCUUCAAAGGAUCAUUAAACCACCACAGCAUAAUUGAUGAUGAUGAUGAUGACGAUGAUCAUCAUAAUUGAUGAUGAUGAUGAUGAUAAUGGGUCAAUCUCUUCUGGUAUGAUGAUCAUCUUUAAAUGCAAAAUAAGUUAAAGAUUUGUGUUGAAAUUUGAUGUUUUUAGGAAGAAAAGAAAAGGGUUAGUGUUGAAAAUUGAUAUGGUUAUUUUAUAAUUAAGGAUUGUUCAUUCAUAUGUUCAUUUGUUCGUAUUGAUACUAUAUGAUAUGGAGUAUAUUAAAUAAAACUUUAUAAGAUUGUUGUUUUUUUAA
Molecule: messenger RNA, 1812 nt
Organism: Lactuca sativa (garden lettuce)
Lineage: Eukaryota; Viridiplantae; Streptophyta; Magnoliopsida; Asterales; Asteraceae
Product: UPF0496 protein At4g34320
Source: RefSeq, a predicted model, not a curated record